UGGAAAUAAGUGAACAAAUGAGUCAUCUGUAUGCUAGGCAUCUCGUGGGCUUUGGGAUAGUUGGUUUAUCCCCUUCUCCAACAGAGGAAAGCCCUUCUUCUCAAGUACUGAGCAUAACCGAUGGCAUGACAAAUUCCAAAUUUGUCAUGAGGUAUAUACGCAUUCUAAAAAGAGAGGAGUCAUGACAUAAGAAACUAUUCAUAUCCUAGCAUAGAAACAAAUGAAAUCUAAUGAAAC
Messenger RNA from Bipolaris maydis ATCC 48331, 237 nucleotides. The record is from RefSeq and is a predicted model, not a curated record. Lineage: Eukaryota; Fungi; Ascomycota; Dothideomycetes; Pleosporales; Pleosporaceae.